This is a messenger RNA of Topomyia yanbarensis, 2703 nucleotides long. RefSeq lists its product as uncharacterized. The record is from RefSeq and is a predicted model, not a curated record. Bases 1 to 2703 code for a protein of 900 amino acids. NCBI's taxonomy places the organism in Eukaryota, Metazoa, Arthropoda, Insecta, Diptera, Culicidae. The transcript has a single exon.
AUGAAGUCAUCCAGCCCAAUCGGACCAGUACGUUUACCAUCCUACAACUUUAUCAAACACAGCCUACCAUCAACUAGAGGUCGACACAGCAAGUCCUGCGGCGGAAUCGGCCUGUAUUUUCUGAAAGGAAUAAAAGCGACACCAAUCCUGAAAUCUACUUUCAACCCCGAUACACCAAUUAAUCAAAGAUUUGAAUUCCUCGUUGUACAAACUCGAAUUAAUGACCUCAACGUUGGUAUCGCCAUUGUCUACAACCCUAACGCUAGCAACCAAAGUUUUGCCCAAGAGUAUGAAAAACUACUGCUGGAUAUACAAGAACUCGGCUUUGACAGGCUGUUUCUACUGGGUGACUACAACAUAAAUGUGUCUCUUCUGCAUCCGGUGGGAAAUCAUGCCGCAUUAAAUCGAAUACACGAUGCCUUCAACUUGUCGGUUCUACCAACUUCCCCUACAAGGAUCACCGAUGUCUCCGCCACUACCAUAGAUCUCCUGGUGACAGACAACCCGCAGUCUAUCGUGACCUCCAAAGCAAUAACCAACUGUAUUUCUGACCACGAAACAGUUUUCCUCAUCUCCGACGUAAAAAUCAGAAGGCCCCCAGCUCAACGAAUCACAGUUAGAGAUUUCCGUGCCGUAAAUAUCACCAGACUCCAGGCAGACUUCCAGAGCAACAAUUUCGAAAAUAUUGCAGACAUCGUAAACAUCAAUCUAAAAGCUGAGCGUGUUACUUCCAAGAUACAAAACCUAAUGGAUCGGCAUGCCCCUGAAAGGGUUAUUAGAGUCAAGAAUAGGAAAUCACCAUGGAUCACUGCAGAAAUCGAACGGGCCAUCUACAUCAGGGAUUUGGCUCGCACCCUCUACUCACGCAACCCCAACCGUGUAAAAGGAGACAAUCAGUGGUGUGACUACGUACGGAAGCGGGACUUAGCCGCCACUCUCAUUUCAACUUCGAAGAGGCAGUACGGAGAACGGCAUUUUUCGCCUAACCUGUCAGCUCAUAAACUGUGGAAUAAUCUGCGUCGCGAAGGCAUUCACAACAACAGUAAGCAAAACGCACCAACGGAACAAAUUGAGCCGAACCAGCUAAACCGCUUUUUCUGUGACGGCCAUCGUCGGUUAAAACACUCAGCGCAACCUCACAACACCGACGUAGUAGAUAGAACCAAUGUACAUGGCGAAAAUCGAUUCAGUUUCCAACACACCAAUAGCCAAGAGGUCUCCAUAAAGAUUGCAGAGAUACAAUCAAGUGCCACCGGGGCGGAUGGCAUCCCAAUAUCUUUUAUAAAACUACUCUGUCCGUUCAUUCUGCCGACGCUAGUGAAUCUGUAUAAUGCAAUAAUUGACACCAAUAUUUUUCCUGCUAUAUGGAAGAAAGGAAUUGUCACCCCCAUCCCCAAAAUAUCGAACCCAACGCAACCUAAGGACUUCAGGCCGAUCUCUGUACUACCUGCCAUCUCCAAAAUAUUUGAAAAGAUUUUGUUAGCUCAGAUCAUUAAAUAUACGGAAAAUGCGAAUCCCCCGCUCCUGGCAAGGAAUCAAUCCGGAUACCGCAAACGACACAGCACAACUACAGCCCUCGUUAAAGUCACUCAUGAUAUCUACAACAAGUUCGAUGGAGGCCAAUGCACUGUGAUGGUUUUGGUUGAUUUCUCGCUUGCAUUCAACUGCGUCAACCACUGCAAACUUCAAAACAAACUUCGGGAAGAGUUUCACUUCACACCCAACGCCUGCAGUCUGAUUAACUCGUUCCUGACAGACCGAAAGCAAGUCGUGAAAACCACCGAUGCAAUUUCCGAUAUUCACCCCGUUACUGACGGUACACCUCAGGGAUCAUGUUUGAGCGCCCUCCUGUUCAGUUUAUAUAUAAACAGCCUGCCACGAGAUCUGAAGUGUCAGUAUCAACUUUACGCUGAUGACCUGCAAAUAUACAUUUCUGGACCAAGAGAAGAUGUAGAUAUGCUUAUCGCAGCAGUAAAUGCCGACCUGAACAUUAUCGAGAGCUGGGCGAGACAAAAUGCUUUGUUCCCGAACCCGAAAAAAACCCAGGCCAUAAUCUUCUGUAAAACAGGCACAGUAACCCCGAACACUGAAAUUGUUUUUUGCUCAGAAACCAUCCAGAUAGCAGGAAAAGUUGUAAAUCUGGGUCUGCAUAUAGAUAACAAUCUUCGCUGGUCGUCUCAAGUCAACAGCGUCACUGCAAAAAUUUUCGGGACUUUGCACACUUUCCGUAAAUUUGCUCCCGUUCUGCCAACCGCCACCAGGAAGAAACUUGUUCAAGCCGUCAUAGUUCCUUUCCUGACCUACUGUGAUGUCGUGUACUAUCCGGGUCUAUCAGUAGCACAAAAAGAACAGCUUAACCGUUGCUUCAAAGCAUCCGUUCGAUUUGUUUACAACUUGCGUCGAAGAGAAUCUACCGACACGGUGCGUAGUUCAAUACUUGGACAUGAACUCGACACAAACUAUCAACACCGAAUCCUCUGUUUUAUGCUGCAAGGAUACUCCGGCAAUCUACCAGAAUAUAUCCAACAACAUCUGCAAAGAGGCCAACUAAACCGUACGAGAAGCUUCAUCGUUCCACAACACACCACUUCGGGAAGAAAAAGCGUGCUCGUUGCUGGUGCUAUCGCCUGGAAUGAACUACCUCUAGCCCUGAAGCAACAACCGAACGCUGUCGCGUUCAAAACUGCCCUUAGAAGGCGUUAA